UCUGUGCAGCAACAACCAGCGUCUGUGUUGGGCAGGCACAGUCUGAGCCACUGAGGGCAGCUGAGAUUGAUACAUACUUUAAAAAGUUUGACGAAGCAGAGAAAAAAUACAUGGAGAUGGAUAGACGAGACCUGGCGGUGGCUCUGCGUCGUAAGCUCGGAGACUGGUUCCGCGUUGUGCAGCUGCUCAAGUCAGGAGAGGGUGCCGGGGAUGACGUACAGCUUGAGGAAGCGUGGAACGCGAUCGGCGACUACUAUGCCGACCGACAGAAAUGGCAAAGCGCAAUCAACUAUUUCGUGCAAGGCAAGACGCGGGACCGGAUGCUGCGGCAGUGGCAGAUCAGCGAGAGUCCAUUUGCACCUGUAGACAUGUACCAGCCUGAUCCGAGCACCAGCUCCAAGCCGAGCGCGUGUGAACUACUACGUGCAGGGCCGCAACCAGGAGCGGCUCGCCGAGUGCUACUACAGAUGGAUCGAGGACUACGGCGGGCUGGAGACGAUGGUGGGCCAACCUGCCGGGAACCACCGGCUGUUGCCGACGUCGCCAGAUGUUCGCCAGCGUCGGCAUGUCGCAGCAGGCCGUCGCUGCCUACACCAAGUGUAACAAGGUCAAGUUGGCCAUCGACGUGUGCAUACAGCUGAACCAGUGGAACAUGGCCAUAGACCUGGCGAAAACACACAACGUUAAGGAGAUUGACUCGUUGCUGGUGAAGUAUGCACAGCAUCUGUUAGAGAAGAACAAGCUACUGAGCGCCUGCGAACUAUAUAAGAAGGCUAAUCGCUUCAUCGACGCUGCCAAGCUUCUC
This is a messenger RNA of Priapulus caudatus, 805 nucleotides long. RefSeq lists its product as uncharacterized. NCBI's taxonomy places the organism in Eukaryota, Metazoa, Priapulida, Priapulimorpha, Priapulimorphida, Priapulidae. Bases 111 to 641 code for a protein of 176 amino acids. The record is from RefSeq and is a predicted model, not a curated record. The transcript has 7 exons.